Rhipicephalus microplus (southern cattle tick) is the source of this 1337-nucleotide messenger RNA. RefSeq names its product protein C1orf43 homolog. NCBI's taxonomy places the organism in Eukaryota, Metazoa, Arthropoda, Arachnida, Ixodida, Ixodidae. The record is from RefSeq and is a predicted model, not a curated record.
AAUCGGCCAUUUCCUAGAGGUCUGCAAACCUUUUGCGAAACUCGUCGUACAAGUAGAGUGAUUCUAGUACACUGUAGUACAACUGAGCAUGGGGGCAGUGAACGACGUGACCAACGUUCAAAAAUCCUCAGCUGGGAUGAAAACUAUGCGACGAAACUUCGCGUUUCGCUGAAUUUGUCAGUGAACCAGUAUCGAGAUCAAUUUGCACUCCGUGCUCAUCGCGCUACUUGCCUGGAUGCUGAUCGUGUCAGACUGUAAAGGAACUCUUGUCUUGUCGCAUGGAAGAUCUUGGCUCAUACCCACUAGCGUGAGCGCAGCCGCACUUCUUUAUCGCUCGAGUAUGCUCAGUGAAUUGCUGAAAUGGCAGAUCGACUCUCUGGAGUUGCUAUCAUUAUCUGUAUCGCUCUAGGAGUCCUGACCUUUCUCAUCCUGUUUAUAUUCGCUAAAAGGCAGAUAAUGCGAUUCACCCUCAAGUCGAAGCACAGCCCCCACGUGCCAAUAGGCCACGGUGUGUCGAAGUCGCUGAAAGAUGAAGUUGAUAGGCGGCUGCUAAUUAUCAAAGAUAUAGCCUACGAGCCUACACUACUCAAGCCAAACGAGUGCCUCUCGGAGCAUAGUAAUCUAUCUCAAGUGCAACCGCAGCAUUUGCUUCGUAUGGGUGUUGUGGACAAGCUUUCGGAACUAGAGGAGCACAUUGGAGGAAUCGAUAAGACACGAAUCCGCAAACCAGGACAAGAUGUUCGAGUCUUCCUUCUGCGUCAACUUCACGGGGGACCGUUCGCAAAUUGCGAUCCUCGCACUGUACACAAAUUUCUGGACUUGUACGAACAUGCUAGGCACAGUCCGAAGGAGUUCACGCAUGAACACUACCUUGCAUUCAUGGACAUUUUAGAACAGCUGAAGUCAAGCCUACCCUCUCGGGAAAAGACCACACCUCGUCGCAGGGACACCACACAGCCACCCAAGAGUAGCGAGUCUCCAAAUGUGAACUUCUUGUCUUCUACAAUGACUCUUCCAUUGCCAGACGCUAUCCUACCAGGCAACAACGGAAGGCCAGUGACUGAGCCACUGGCUAGCUGCCGACCAUCUAAUAUUGCAUCUGCAGAAGAUGACAACCGAGAUGCUGCCCUGGAAACUUCAGUGUGAGUGUUGUGCUUCACCGUGCAUCGACCUUCCAUAAGUGUCAAACAUUCUUGCUCCUGUUACCAUUGUUUCAUGGGCUUAUGUUCGAAGGGAGUUCGGUCUCUAUUGAACUAUGGUGGAAGUUUUGCCCAGUUAUUUGUUUUCCCCUGAACUAUGUUGAGCAGUUGUAAAUAAACAUUAAAAAAAAGUAACUA